This is a messenger RNA of Melanaphis sacchari, 1165 nucleotides long. RefSeq names its product putative hydroxypyruvate isomerase (gene Gip). The coding region runs from base 333 to 1121 and encodes 262 amino acids. NCBI's taxonomy places the organism in Eukaryota, Metazoa, Arthropoda, Insecta, Hemiptera, Aphididae. The record is from RefSeq and is a predicted model, not a curated record. Gene Ontology annotation, biological process: glyoxylate metabolic process. The transcript has a single exon. Gene Ontology annotation, molecular function: hydroxypyruvate isomerase activity.
UGAUACGCCACGCACCCGCCUCGAAAGUUCAAAUUUCAUUCAUAUUACGUUCUCGUGUUUGUAUUGUUUGUAAUAUUGUUAAACUCGAAAUUCGAAUAUAGAUUAUUAUAUUUUGAAAUUCUUCGAUUUUCGAAGUUUCAAGCAUUCACAUCAUUGAAUAAACCGAAAACCAUAAUAUACUUGGUAUUUAUAAUACAACCGGCGAUAGGCCUUUUAAAAUUUUAAUCUGUUCGAGUUGAAGACUUCGUUUUUGACAGCCACAAUUUCGGAGUUGACGGUUCAGCUGAAGUGUUUGAUGUUCACAGAGCAUUAAUUCUGACACGAUAUUUAAUAUGAAUUUGAAAUUUUGCGCUAAUUUAUCAUUUAUGUAUCAAGAGGCAAAUUGUCUUUUGGAGAGGUACAGUUUGGCGGCUAAAUCCGGAUUUACUUCUGUGGAGUGCGCAUUUCCAUACUCAGAUUCCUUAGAGAAACUAGUGCAAGCAAAAACAAAUGCCAAUGUACAACAAAUCCUGAUAAAUGCACCCAGAGGUGAAACUUUUGAACUAGGUUUUGCAGCAAUUCCAAGUAUGGAGGAUAAAUUUCGUUCAUCUAUUGAUUCGGCUAUAUCUUAUGCAAAAGCUUUGAACUGUUCAAAGAUCCAUGUAAUGGCAGGCAUCGUUGCUCAACCAACAGAAGUUAAUCAUCAGACUUAUGAAAAAAAUUUAACUUAUGCUGCACAAAUCUUUGAAAAUAAAGGCAUUAUUGGUUUGAUUGAACCAAUCAAUAAAUAUUCAGCUCCAGGAUAUUAUUUAAAUUCAUAUGAACGAGCAAUUGACGUUUUGAACAAAAUUAAUAGCCCUAAUUUGAAACUACAAUUAGACAUAUUUCAUUUACAACAGAUCAAAGGAGACCUAACAAAUAACAUCAAGAGCUUGCUACCUUACGUAGGACAUAUUCAAUUGGCUCAAGUUCCUGCACGAAAUGAACCAAAUACCCCAGGUGAAAUAGAUUACAGUUAUAUUUUUCAACUAUUAGAAGAACUUAACUACAAUGAAUGGAUUGGUUUGGAAUAUAACCCUAAAGAUGAAACUGACAAAGGUUUAUCAUGGUUAAGAAAUUUAAAAAGAACUGAAAAAUUCUGAUGAGAAAUAUUUAAUAAAGUAUAUUACAACUUACAAGCAUUUAA